Molecule: messenger RNA, 3124 nt
Organism: Echinops telfairi (small Madagascar hedgehog)
Lineage: Eukaryota; Metazoa; Chordata; Mammalia; Afrosoricida; Tenrecidae
Gene: CHST1
Product: carbohydrate sulfotransferase 1
Exons: 3
Coding region: 1000-2235 (411 amino acids)
Biological process (GO): N-acetylglucosamine metabolic process; keratan sulfate proteoglycan metabolic process; carbohydrate metabolic process
Cellular component (GO): Golgi membrane
Molecular function (GO): keratan sulfotransferase activity; N-acetylglucosamine 6-O-sulfotransferase activity
Source: RefSeq, a predicted model, not a curated record
UGGGUUUGAACUGCCAACCUUUCAAUUAGCAGCCGGGUGCCCAUCCACAACGCCACUGGGGCUCCUUACUUCUUAGUAGCUUAUGCAAAUUUCCUUCAUCUCUGCCCCUCCCUCCCUCCCUCCGAACAGUGGGGGAGGGUGGGCGCUUACAGAGAAGGAGGUGCAGGAGAUAACAUGGUCCUGAGAGAGGUGGUCCUGGAGUCAGGCUGGAGGUGGGCAGAUCCCCAACACACGGGAGCCCGCCCCAUCAGCCCCACCUGAUCAAACAGAUCCUGGAGAGCAGAGGGCAAAGGGAAGGAGCAGAUGUAACUCCCAGGAACUGUCGGCCUCUCCCUUCCAGGACCCACCUCCCUCCCUGGCCCACUCACAACUGAGAGGGGGACCUUCACCAAGUGCAUGUUCAAAGGCCACCAGCAUGUAAGCCUGAGGGCCUAACAGUGAAAUCUUCACCGAGGGGGAGAGUGUGGGCUCUGGGGAGCCCGCCAGACUGGGAUUAGAACAGGUCUGUAGCUCAGGUGGGGGAUUGACUCCCUCUCUGCCCCUCCUUUUCCUCACCUGAGAAAUGGAGCCAGUCCUGGCCUCCUCAUCCACCUCUCGUGAGGACCAGCUGAGCAAGCGCAGCGAAGGGUGUGGGACUUUGGUUGGGCUCAGUCCACGAUUCUUGUGGUGAUGCUGCAGCCUUGCUGCUUCCGGCCUGGAUCAGAAGAGCGCCCUGGCGUGUUCUGGAGGGCUCUGGGGUCACCUUUGGCUCUGUGUUGCAGGUAGCCCAUCUCCUGUCCGGAGUAGUUGGGAGCAGCACCCUCUCCGCAUCUGGACAGGUCUCCACGGAGCUGCCGUUUCCCGCUGGAGGUCUGGGUCUGCCAGCCACGGGGCGGCCACACAGGCUGCAGCUAUCCACCAGGCCAGGAGACACUGACGGCUGUGGACUCCUCAUCAGCUCGGAACAGCCUCUCUUUGACCACGCUCGGUGAAGCAGCAGCCCCAUGAAGGUACCCAGCCAUGCAAUGUUCCUGGAAGGCUGUCCUCCUCCUCGCCCUGGCCUCCAUCGCCAUCCAGUACACGGCCAUCCGCACCUUCACCGCCAAGUCCUUCCACACCUGCCCGGGGCUAGCCGAGGUGGGCCUGGCCGAACGGCUGUGCGAAGAGGGCCCCACCUUUGCCUUCAACCUCUCGCGCAAGACCCACAUCCUCAUCCUGGCCACCACGCGCAGCGGCUCCUCCUUCGUGGGCCAGCUCUUCAACCAGCACCUGGACGUCUUCUACCUGUUUGAACCCCUCUACCACGUGCAGAACACGCUCAUCCCGCGCUUCACGCAGGGCAAGAGCCCCACCGACCGGCGCGUCAUGCUGGGCGCCAGCCGUGACCUCCUGCGCAGCCUGUACGACUGUGACCUCUACUUCCUGGAGAACUACAUCAAGCCGCCGCCGGUGAACCACACCACCGACCGCGUCUUCCGCCGGGGGGCCAGCAGGGUCCUGUGCUCCCGGCCCGUGUGUGAGCCCCCGGGCCCUGCGGACGCGGCCCUGGAGGAGGGCGACUGCGUGCGCAAGUGCGGCCUGCUGAACCUGACCGUGGCCGCUGAGGCCUGCCGCGAGCGCAGCCACGUGGCCAUCAAGACAGUGCGGGUCCCCGAGGUCAACGACCUGCGGGCUCUGGUCGAGGACCCUCGGCUAAACCUGAAGGUCAUACAGCUGGUCCGCGACCCCCGGGGCAUCCUGGCCUCCCGCAGCGAGACCUUCCGGGACACCUACCGGCUCUGGCGGCUCUGGUACGGCACCGGGAGGAAGCCGUAUAACCUGGACGUGACGCAGCUGACCACGGUGUGCGAGGACUUCUCCAACUCCGUGUCCACCGGCCUCAUGCGGCCGCCGUGGCUCAAGGGCAAGUACAUGCUGGUGCGCUACGAGGACCUGGCCCGGAACCCCAUGAAGAAGACGGAGGAGAUGUACGGGUUCCUGGGCAUCCCCCUGGGCAGCCACGUGGUGCGCUGGAUCCAGAACAACACGCGCGGCGACCCCGCGCUGGGCAAGCACAAGUAUGGCACCGUGCGCAACUCGGCCGCCACCGCGGAGAAGUGGCGCUUCCGCCUCUCCUACGACAUCGUGGCCUUUGCGCAGAACGCCUGCCAGCGCGUGCUGGCGCAGCUGGGCUACAAGAUGGCUAGCUCGGAGGAGGAGCUGAAGAACCCCGCCGUCAGCCUGGUGGAGGAGCGGGACUUCCGCCCCUUCUCGUGAGGCGGGCACCGCAGGGUGCUGCCUGCGGGCCCUGCCCCAGUGUCCGGUGUGCGGACAAGGACCAUCUUUAACUGUUGCCUUAUUUCCCCUCCCUCGACCCGCCUCCCGUCUCUGUGUCCUUCCCACCCCCUGCCCCCUACCUUCCCUCCCCGCCCCACUCCCCCUUUCUGCCUCCUUUUGUCUCUGAAAUUUGCACUAUGUCUCGGACGGGAAUCAUUGGGGCAGAGGGGGGCGUGAAGUGGGGUCCGGCCCCCACCCCACCCCGAUUCAGACACACGGAUGUUGGGUCUCUACAUGGAUGGUGAUAAUGUUUACAAACACCACACUCGCGUGCGCGCAAGCGUGCACACACACCACACACACGCACACACACGGGCACCCACGCACAGGGAAAGAGGCGCCCAGUAGACCACACGACUUCUCAAGCUUUUCUAAGGGAAGCGUCUUCGGGGUAUCGUAGUUUUGCACUGUCUUACUGCUACAAGAGUUAAAAACUAAAGAACCACCUCUCUAAUUUAUGAAUGGUGUCUAGCUCCUCCUUCCCAGCCCGGCCUCUGCCCCGGUACCCACUCCCCCAACCCCUUGGAGCAGAAAUACUGCCUCCUCCUGCCCACCCUUGCCUGCCGGUGAGCAGGUUUUUACUGUGAGGUGAACGUGCACCUUGUUGAUUUUUUUUUCUUCCCCAAUCUGUGGCCGUGCUGUCUCUGUCUGAAUCUUGUGGCUGCCUCCUGGACCAGUGAUGGCUGACGAAUCUUUGGGUUUUCUGAUUGAUCGUGGGGUCCAUCUGUGAUAUAUCUUUGUGCCAAAAAAAAAAAAAAAGUGGACCAGUUUGCUAAAUGAACCUUGAAAUGCUUUAUCUGUGUUUUCUGUAAAUAAAAGUGCAAUAAGG